UCAUCCCCAAAGCACAGGCAAACGGUGAGCGAUCGAUCCCACCUCCAGCCGGCCAAGCCAACCCUACCUGGGCCGACCUGUCCCCACCUGAGCCAGUGCCAAGCCGGCAGUAUGUGCCCCUAACGCUGCAGCGGAGGAUCUCCCGGGGGGCCGGCAACCUGACUGCCAAUGAGUCGCAACGUUCCGGAGCUGUGACCCAGAGGGGUUGGAUCCCCUGGGGUAGAUGUGCGAUCCCCCCACUGAUGGCUCCGGCGGGGACUGUGGGAGAUGAGGGGCGGUGCAUUGGGUGCAUAGGCAGAGGCUGGCAGGGGUGCCCGACAGCUGCAAUGCCAUGGGCAAGGUGGGCAUCGCUGCUCCUCUUUGUGGCUGUGAUGGCAGCUCUGCAGAUGCCCGUACGGGCCAUGGAAGGCUGCUGAAUAUGUUCCGGAAAAAGGUGAAGAAAGCGGAAAAGAAAUUGGAAGACAAUCCGUAUGACCUUGAUGCAUGGAGCAUUCUCAUUCGCGAGGCACAGAAUCAGCCUAUAGACAAAGCACGGAAGACAUAUGAGCGACUUGUUGCCCAGUUCCCGAGCUCUGGCAGAUUCUGGAAACUUUACGUUGAAGCAGAGGUAAAAGCUAAAAAUGAUGACAAAGUUGAAAAGGUGAGUGUCCAGAGAACCUACUGCCUCGUACAUGUAUUUAUACAAUAAUACGGUCCAUCCAGUAAAACUGCCCAUAAA
Xenopus tropicalis (tropical clawed frog) is the source of this 718-nucleotide messenger RNA. RefSeq names its product cleavage stimulation factor subunit 3-like. Gene Ontology annotation, biological process: mRNA 3'-end processing; RNA processing. The record is from RefSeq and is a predicted model, not a curated record. The transcript is spliced from 4 exons. Gene Ontology annotation, cellular component: nucleus. Lineage: Eukaryota; Metazoa; Chordata; Amphibia; Anura; Pipidae. Bases 332 to 688 code for a protein of 118 amino acids.